AUGGAUCUAUGGACCCUUCAGGUCAAGGACACGGCGAUCCGAAACCCGAUCUUCUCGUCGGCGAAAUCAACGAUCCCUGAGAAAUUGUUUGCAAGGAAACUCGGCGCCGUGGAGAUUAGGUUUCUCAAGCGUAAAGUCUCUGUUUCUGGGUAUCGUUCUUUGGUUGUUAGAGCCACGUCGAAGAAGAGUAACGACGAUUCUUCUUCUUCUGGAGGAGAUGCUUCUCAGGAGAACAAGCCUUCUCAUGGCAACAAAUCAGGUGACUCCACAACUCCGAAAUCGUUUGGUCUAAAUAAGGAUUGGAGAGAGUUCAGAGCAAACUUGUUUAUGAAGGAGAAGGAAGAAAAGGCAGAAGCCGAGGGUCACAAACCAGCAACAGCAUCUCAUGAAUCAGAACAAAUUGGGUUGAAAUGGGCACAUCCGAUUCCAUUUCCCGAGACAGGCUGCGUUCUAGUUGCUACAGAGAAGCUAGACGGUUACAGAACGUUUGCAAGAACAGUUGUGCUUCUUCUCAGAGCAGGAACCAAACACCCACAAGAAGGCCCGUUUGGAGUUGUCAUCAACCGUCCUCUUAACAAAACCAUCAAGCACAUGAAAUCAACCAAAACCGAGCUCGCUACCACGUUUUCAGAAUGUUCACUGUACUUUGGUGGCCCUCUUGAAGCAAGCAUGUUCCUUUUGAGAACCGGCGACAAGAACAAGAUACCGGGGUUUGAAGAAGUCAUGCCGGGACUCAACUUCGGUGCUCGAAACACCUUGGACGAAGCUGCGGUUCUUGUGAAGAAAGGAGUUCAUAAGCCACAGGACUUUAGAUUCUUUGUUGGUUACGCCGGUUGGCAGCUAGAUCAGCUCAGAGAAGAGAUUGAAUCUGAUUAUUGGCAUGUCGCUGCGUGUAGCUCGGAUUUGAUAUUUGGAGCUUCAUCGGAAAACUUGUGGGAGGAGAUUUUGCAGUUAAUGGGCGGUCAAUACUCAGAGCUUAGCCGUAAACCUAAGCUUGAUAUCUAG
Messenger RNA from Microthlaspi erraticum, 1005 nucleotides. NCBI's taxonomy places the organism in Eukaryota, Viridiplantae, Streptophyta, Magnoliopsida, Brassicales, Brassicaceae. The record is from the annotation of a GenBank genome assembly.